Messenger RNA from Colletotrichum karsti, 645 nucleotides. RefSeq lists its product as uncharacterized. Lineage: Eukaryota; Fungi; Ascomycota; Sordariomycetes; Glomerellales; Glomerellaceae. The transcript is spliced from 2 exons. Bases 1 to 645 code for a protein of 214 amino acids. The record is from RefSeq and is a predicted model, not a curated record.
AUGACGUCAUCAUCUGAUAUGUUACGUAGAGACUUGCUUGCGCGUCACGAGAGGCGGGACCACAACUCGAAUUUGGAGCACCCCGAAGACCUGAGCUAUCAGGAUGGCGCCUCUCGAUUGCAGUCGCGUAGGCCGACUGCUCAAGGCGAGGAUUCUCUAAGCGAGGACGACGAUGAGUCGACUGCUAGAGCUCAGUCUGAUGCCAGCUUUAGGCAGGGGGGACUUCUCAAUCAAGAGACGUUCACCACGAUCCCGAAGUCCCGCAGUCGCGCUGCGGAAUUCGUGCCGAAUGAACAGCAAUCUCCUCUCCAAUCGUUCGGGCUCAACAGCACCUGGGCAACCGACCCAAAUGCUUUUGGUGACGAUCUGGACUUUCUGUGGGACCAUUUUGAUAUGAACUCAACUGCCAUCGACCCGUCCGUCCUUAACUACCCAAUGAACUUUCCAAUGUUUCCUGAACAGGGUCUCCAGAGAAACACGGGUGCUCCGUUCGGAGCCACCCAGAACCUAUGCGAUCAGAGAGCGAGCGGCCCAGCAGCGGAAAUCCAGGUCCAGCGCCGUCAAUCUCGUCCAGGCAACCGCCUGCUCUUGUCCUUUCCGGAGACCAUCGACCUUGGCGAAUAUCCCGUUCGGAAUAUGACAUGA